AUGGCAUCCGUUAUUCAUGGUAUGGUUUCUGAAAAUGAUAAGGACAUUGUUUUACCAAUUAAGACUGAAACUGACAUUGAUGAUAAAUUAAAUGUUGAUGCAUUUGUGUCUGAAGUGUCAAAGGUCACUGGUGCUACAAAUAUCACUGACAGUAUCAGUGCCAGUGUUCCAGCUGGUGUGGUAUCAAGUCUCAAUGCCAAUGCAAAGGAAUUCAACUUACAAUUUGGAGUGCCAAUUUCUUCUCAGAAUGUUGAAUUUUCAUUACCUGACAUUACUUCAUUGAACUUGAACUCGAAUGUUACAGCUUCCAAAGUGUCAACUACGCCUGUUACCAUGACAAGAGUCUCCACAUCUGAAACCUCAGGGACAGCCUCCUGUCCUAGUACCAAGAUAACUGAGCCAACCACAUCUGUGUUCACAUUUGCAGAGCCAAUCUCUGUAAAGUCGGAGGUAAUAUCAACUCACAAUUCAAGUGGUGCCAUUCCAAAGAAACCUCAGGUUAUCAUGAAACAGAAAUAUGAACAUAAACCAGUAAAACCCCAACAUGUGUCAAAUGUCACAUAUCCUGGUCACAUGUCUAGUCUAGACUUUCCAAAUGUCUCACCCUACAAGCCAGUGUUUUCACAAUAUGACCCAGUUGUGCCUCCAUAUCAGACAGGGAUGUCUACAUUUCAUACAUAUCCAACAUACACCAGUGGUAUUAAUCCAAUGCCAAGCAUUCCACAAAUAAUACCUCAACCAAAUGUCAUGCCACAAGCCUGUAGUUACUAUCCCCAACAACAACAGCCAAUUGCUAAUGCACCAAAUUAUGAACUUCUUCUAUCAGCAUAUGGGGUGCCAAAACCAAGAUUACCCAUGUUUAUCAGUGGUAAAGAGAAAGACUUUGCUGUUUUGCAGAUGGCACUUGAAAGUCUCCUUGAUAUUCACCCACAGCUCAGUGAAAGGUAUAAAUAUGGAGUGCUCCUAGACCGUUUAGGAGGUAAAACACUCACCCUCGCUACAAGUUUUCUCCGUCAUCCCACACCUUACACCAAGGCUGUUGAAGCAUUGAAGGAGAAUUAUGGGCAAGAUCAUAACCUAGCUAGAGGCGAGAUCAAUCGCAUAUUGACUCUCCCCACUAUCAAACCUGGUGAUUACGAAGCUUUUGACAACUUCGCCUUAUCAAUUCAGUCCCUUGUCGGAUUGUUGACAUCUGUAGAUGGUAAUGACUGCUAUGAGCUGAAAACUGCCUCACAUGUUGACACACUUCUUAAGAAGUUGCCAGGCUCCUUACGUGACAACUUUGUCGAGUACUGUUUGAAUAAAGGGGUGAUCAGUAAUACCAAAAACUAUGAUCUUGUAUCCUUUUCACAGUGGUUGAAUGUCAAGUCAAGGGCAAGAAGGAUUGCAGCUCAUGCAGUUGCCGACAAGACAAACACCACUAAGUCAGAUUCAAAAACAAAACAAGCUACAGCUAUGCUCAACACACCUACCGGGUCCAAAACUCCGAGUACGUCUUACCAAUCUUACUGUGCCUAUUGUAACAGCAAGGACCAUCACGUGAAUGCAUGUGAAAGUUUCCACAAGCUGGAAACAAGGGAUGUACUUCAAUGGAUAAAGGACAAAAACAGGUGCAUCCGUUGUGGCAGAAAUCAUAAAGAGCAAGACUGCAACCUUAAGAAACCAUGCCGAGAGUGCAAAGGUCGACAUCUAACCAUACUUCAUGCUAUCAAUGAACUGAACAAUAUUACUGUGAAGAAGACAACUUCAUUCUAUCUAGACAAUCCCAACAAUGUGAUGUUGAAAAUUGUUCCUGUAACAUUACAUGGCAAAUGUGACAUUGAAACUUUUGCCUUGCUGGAUGAUGGGUCAAUGCGAAGCAUGAUCUUGUCAUCUGCGGUGAAUGACCUUGAACUGUCAAUAAAACCUGACUCCAUAUUGUUGACAACGAUCCAAUCUGAACCUUUUCCUUGUGAUGGUCAUAGAGUGAACCUCUCUAUUUCAUCCCCCUUUGAUCCAGAUACAAAGCAUGAAAUCAAAAAUGUGUUCACCUCUGAACAAAUGAACCUGUCCAACUAUACAUAUCCUGUCAAAGACAUUCAGGAAAUGUAUCCUCACCUAAAGAACCUGCCUCUACCAGCCAUCAGUGAUGCCAAGCCUCUAAUCUUGAUAGGAUCAGAUAAUGCUGACUUGAUAUUGCCCUUGCAACCAGUCAGAGCUGGACCUCAAGGAACUCCAGUGGCCAUCUACACAAGACUAGGGUGGUCACUGCAAGGACCAUGUGCCUUUGAACCUAACAGAAAGCAACACUGCUUCCUGACUCGAACUUUACACGAACCUCAACUCCAGAUCACUGAUGAUGUUGAGAGGCUAUGGAAGAUCGACAUCUUGCCAUACACCACAAAACAGGUGACUCGAUCCAAGCUAGACCAUUUUGCCUUCAAAACCCUUGAGGACAAAACCGUCAAAGUGACAGUAGAUAGUGAAAUCCACUUCGCCACUCCUCUUCUCAGAAUACCUGACAAGACUGUACUCAAAACAGGUAAAGAGUCUGUGUUAGAGAACAUGAGAAGAACUGAGAGAAGACUCAGCAAGCAUCCUGACAUAGCAUCCAUACACAAUGAGAAAAUCCAAGAACUUGUUGUCAAGGGAUAUGUCAAAGUGAUAAGUGAAGAAGAAGCAUCUUCAACACCAGAGUCCUGGUUUAUCCCACAUCACGUUAUCGCACAACAUGGUAAACACAGACUGGUGUUCAAUUGCUCAUACGAAUAUCAGAAACUUUCACUGAAUAAGCAGUUACUUCCAGGACCGACACUAGGUGCCUCCUUACUCGGGGUGUUUUUGAGAUUUCGCCAACAUGUCAUAGCUGUGUCAGGAGACAUCAAAGCUAUGUUUCAUCAGAUCCGACUGUUGCCUGAAGACAGAAACCUGCUUCGUUUCAUUUGGAGGGAAAUGGAUACAGAGAGGGAUGUCUCAAUAUAUGAAUGGCAAGUAUUACCAUUCGGUACAACUUGUUCACCAUGUUGUGCCACAUAUGCAAUUCAGAGACUGGGCACAGAAAACAAAGAAGAAUAUCCUGAUGUGCAACAAGCAGUUCAAGAUUCCUUCUAUGUUGACAACUGCUUGUCUGGAUUCCCUACAGUUGAUAAGGCCAGGGAAUUCAUCAGUAGACUACGUCAUGUUAUGAAGUCUGGUGGAUUCAAUAUCCGACAGUGGAUAAGCAAUGAUCCUGACGUUGUUAAGGACUUGCCCAGUGAAGCCAGAUCUGAAACUUGUGAAUUGUGGCUCAUGCAAGGCAACACUGAACCACACGAAGGAACUCUUGGCCUUCAAUGGCAAUGUGAAAAGGAUCGCAUCACUUACAAGUACAGACCCAUUGCAUAUUCUACUCUGACACUGAAUGUAGUAUAUAGGAUACUAGCAAGUCAGUACGAUCCUCUUGGAUUCCUCACACCUUAUCUAGCAAGAGCCAAAGUCAUCGUUCAGCAACUGUGGCAACACAAACCUCAGUGGGGAGAACCACUUCCAGAAUGUGAACUUCUCACAGAAUGGCAUCUGUGGGAAUCUGAACUGAAACUUAUGAACCAAGUUUCACUUCCAAGAUGCAUUGAUCCACCUGAACCAGCCAAUCAGAGACAGUUACAUAUUUUCUGUGAUGCAUCAGAAAAAGUAUAUGGUUCUGUCGCAUACCUCAAGUCAGAGACCAAUGAUGGAUCAUCUCAUGUCUCCUUUGUUGCAGCAAGAAGCAGAGUAGCUCCUAAGAAAGCCCUCUCAAUGCCCCGCCUUGAACUGUUAGCUGCUCUAACAGGAGCCCAGCUUGCCAGCACACUCACCAGUGAAAUGACCAUUGACAUUCACAAAGUGAUCAUGUGGAGUGACUCAACAACUGUCCUAGCAUGGUUGACAUCCCAAUCAUGUCGCUACAAAGUGUUUGUGGGAACUCGAGUAGCAGAAAUUCAAACACUUACUGAAUAUCAUGACUGGAGAUAUAUCCCGUCAGAGGAAAACCCGGCUGAUGAUAUCACCAGAGGAAAGACACUGCAGGACUUGUGUGCAGAGACAAGAUGGAGAAAUGGCCCAGCAUUUCUAAACCUUUCAGAUACUGAAUGGCCUCUCAGUGAUGCAAAACCAAAACCUGAAACUGAUCCCUUUAGUGUUGAACUAAAGAAAGCCUUCUGCAGUCACAUCACAGUUCAACCCAAAGCUGAUACAUCUCUACAUCGAUCAUGGGAAAAACUCCUUGAUGCAACAAUCAAUACUAUCGAGGAUCCCGAUGGGGCGGCCUCCAUCAAUGUUACUGAUGUUGAGAAAGCUGAACUACAAUUGUAUCGCCAAGCUCAGGAAGAAUGCUUUCCAGAUGAAAUGAAAGCAUUAUCCAAAGGUCUGAGAAUAGCAUCUAACAGCAGGCUCUCGCAACUCAGUCCAGAGUAUGAUAAAGACCAUCACGUCAUACGUGUUGGUGGUAGACUGAGAAGAUGUGAUGAACUGUCAAUCGAUGUAAAACAUCCCAUUGUUCUAGAUCCAAAUCAUAAUGUUACAAAGCUCCUCAUAAAGAAAUAUGACUCUGACCUCCACCACUAUGGUGCUGAAAGACUACACGGUGAAAUCAGAAGAAAAUUCUGGAUUCUUCGAGGACGUGAAGCUGUUAAAAAACAUCAGAGACAAUGCCAUGAUUGUCAGAAAUGGAGAGCAAAUCCAGAGAUUCCUUUGAUGGCCGACCUACCAGAGGCUCGGCUAAGACUGUUCAAACCACCCUUCUAUUCGACAGGAAUAGAUUGCUUUGGGCCUAUGUAUAUAAAGAUUGGCAGACGCAGAGAGAAAAGGUAUGGAAUCAUCUUUAAAUGCAUGACAACCCGAGCCGUCCACACUGAUAUACUUGACAGUCUGGACACAGACGCAUUCCUAAUGGCCCUUCGCAGAUUCAUCUCCAGGAGGGGUUGUCCCUUUGAACUGUUGUCAGACUGUGGCACAAACUUCAAAGGUGGUGAAAAUGAAUUGUGCAAAGCUUUUGAAGCUAUGAACUCUGAACUGAAAGAAAAACUCGCCAAGAACCAUAUCCGAUUCCAAUUCAAUCCGCCAUUUGCCCCUCACUUUGGUGGAUUGUGGGAACGUGAAAUUAGAUCAAUCAAGUAUGGCCUACGCAGUAUACUUGGAACUGAAUCCGUCAGUGAAUCUGUCCUGAGAACUGUCAUGACAGAGGUAGAAUCUAUUCUGAACUCCAAACCUCUGGGUUACACCUCAUCUGACAUCUCCGAUACCGAUCCUGUAACUCCAUACACCUUGCUGAUUGGGAGAUCAGACCCAGCACUUCCUCAGGUUGUCUACCUGAAUGAAGACAGAUUAACAAAGAAACGAUUUCGUCAAAGUCAAGUACUAGCUGAUCACUUCUGGAGGAAAUUCAUCAAGGAGUACUUGCCAAAUCUCCAGCCACGUGUGAAAUGGACGGACGAACGGCGCAAUUUACAAACUGACGAUGUUGUGCUAAUCAUUAACCCUCUUCACACUCGCAGUGAGUGGAAGAUUGGACAAGUAAUAGAGACCUAUGCAGGGUCCGACGGUAGAGUACGAUCAGCAAAAGUGAAGACCAGUGACAAUGAGAUUCUCCGACCAGUGUCAAAAUUGAUCAAAUUGCCAAAAUAUGACUGA
Haliotis rufescens (red abalone) is the source of this 5625-nucleotide messenger RNA. RefSeq lists its product as uncharacterized. Gene Ontology annotation, biological process: DNA integration. The transcript has a single exon. Lineage: Eukaryota; Metazoa; Mollusca; Gastropoda; Lepetellida; Haliotidae. Gene Ontology annotation, molecular function: nucleic acid binding. The coding region runs from base 1 to 5625 and encodes 1874 amino acids. The record is from RefSeq and is a predicted model, not a curated record.